UUGCUCAAAUUCUGGCAAGAGCUUCGCAAGAUAUUGCGUAAAAUUGUCUGUCUUCAUUUAAAAACACAUGUUUCAUUCAGGACAUUGAUUGCUUUGGUUUUUUUGAAUUUCAAAAGACUGCUUAUUCUUAAAAUGUGCAUUGCUGACAAUGCAUUUAAGUUUUGAACUUGAAAAUGAAAGCUGAUUUUAUCAUGAAUUCUCUGCUUCAAAUCGUCUGUAUUUUGAAACUAAUGCUAGGAACAAAAGCCAUUUCUGAAUACCGUAACACUAGUUGCCUGCAAGAACAACACAUUCUCGAUACCCCGUUUAUAUCUAGCAUCAGUGGGAAAUUCGUGUCCAAUCUCUCAUUUGAACCACUGGACAACUGGACAGGUUCUGAAGGUCAUAAAGGAAGGGGGAAUCCAUGGGAUUUAUAUAUAACCAUACCACUGAACACUGGCUCCUUCACCCUGGAACUUUAUAAACAGAACAUUCACACAAGCCGGCGAUACAGAGAGUGGACUUCCGGAAAUAUCACAUACUCCAAGACAGUACUGGACGACUGUUACUAUCAGGGAUCCGUUAUUGGUCAGGAUAGAAGCUUCGUGGCCGUCUCUCUGUGUGAAGGAUUGAAUGGCUACAUCCAGACAGAAGACUACGAAAUUUCAAUUGAUCAUCUGAAAUCCAAAGAAGACAGCAAUGCACCGACACAUUAUAUAAAACUGUGUUCCAUUCCAAAAGAUAUUGGACGUAUGCGGCCAAUCGAAAGACACCUUAAAAGGACAAAAAGGCAAACAAACGGUGGCAGGAAAUAUCUGGAGGUCCUCAUUGCAGCAGAUACAAGUGUCACAGCCCUAGUGGGCAAAGACAAACUGGACACCUAUCUACUAACUCUAAUGAACAUUGUGAACAGCAUAUAUAAACACAAAACUUUGACUGUUGAUAUAGAAGUUAUUACUGUUAAAACUCUGGAGACUGACAAACAAACGGAGAGCGAUAUAAUUUCCCGUAACGAUGCCAGAAAAACUGUGGAUAACUUCUGUAGAUGGACAACUAAACAGGCUUACAACAAAAUGAACGGCAAUGGAGGAUAUCAUUUUGACGUCGCUGUACUUCUAACGAGAACUGGGAUAGGCCCUGCAGGUUACGCCCCAAUCACUGGGAUGUGUAACCCAAGCCGAAGCUGCGCUGUGGUGAAGGACGAAGGUUUCACAUCAGCAUUCAUUAUUGCCCACGAGGUGGCUCAUGUAUUUGGAUUAUUUCACAAUGGUCACGGUAACACGUGUUCUGGUCGUCAGUAUGAAACAAGUAUCAUGAAUGCUAUGGUGAGAUCAAAUCUACAACAUUACUGGUGGACAGACUGCAGUAACAAGAAAAUGAAAGAAGUCAUACCGUCACUGACAUGCUUGAAUAACAGACCAUCUACAUCAACAUUUGUUGAACCACCUCUAGGAAAACAGUUCUCACUCUCGGAGCAGUGUCGUAACGAGUUCGGGGCCGGUAAUGUUCUAUGUCAGCGGUUUUAUGGAGAUAUAUGCGCGAUGCUGUGGUGCUCUGGUCCUGGGGAUCGAGGGAAUGGAAUGUGCAAGACCAAGCGAUCACCUCCUCUAGAGGGGACGCCAUGUGGACCCGAAAAGCAUUGUGAAAACCAUCGUUGUGUUUAUUUCGGUCAUCACACACCUGUUAACGGAGGUUGGAGCUCCUGGGGAAAAUGGACCUCGUGUUCGUCUGCUUGUGGUGUUGGGUUACGUCAAAGGACACGCGACUGCACUAAUCCAGAACCUAAGUAUGAUGGAAAAGAGUGUACCGGACCGAGCGACGAGAUGGAUACUUGCAAAUCUACAGAUUGUACCUCAUUUACAGAUGUUCGUAAGGUACAGUGUUCCAUGUUAGACUCAAUGGGAGUAAGGUCUGGACAACAUCACUGGAUGCCAUACCAAGUCAAGGAUCCUGAGAAAUUGUGCGUCCUGUCAUGCGUUUCCAGUCUUAACGGAGAAAUUGCAACGUUUGACAACAUUCCUGUGGAUAAUGGCGUCCCUUGUUCUUAUGACGAUCGAAGUAACAUCUGUGUGGACGGAAAAUGCAUUGAUGUAGGCUGUGACGGGAAAAUGAAUUCCACGGCCAAGGAAGACAGAUGUGGAAUAUGUAAAGGCGAUGGCUCUCAGUGUAAAACAGUGAAGGGAAGAUUCCACAAAAAAUUCAAUGCAGCCCAAACAGUCUACGUAGAUUUACUCUUACUACCAAAAGGGGCGAGGGACAUCACAAUCAAAGAGCUAUCUACAGCGUCACAUUUUAUCGCUCUUCAGAACCCUAGAUAUGGCACGUAUAUCUUAAAUGGCGGGCGUUCACGUGGUCCAUCACGUGAGUUUGCCGCAGCUGGAGCUUGGUUUGUGUACAAGAACAGCUAUCCAGAAAAACUUCAAUCAAAAGGUCCAAUUCAGAGCAGACUAGAAGUCUUGGUAUUUCCGGGUAAUAGAAAUUCUUAUGCAUCCUACGAAUACCACUACACGAUUUCAAAAGACGAUAAUACUCAUGAAAAAAUGAUGUAUUACUAUAAGUACGAAGGGUGGACGGACUGUUCCGUAACUUGUGGAACAGGUGAGCAGAGACUUAUCUAUGGCUGCUACAGUAAAGAAAAUGACACAAAAGUGGACAGAGAAAAGUGUCAGUACUUGAAGGACCCGACAGGAAAACCGCAUAAAUGCGACAGAAUUGCGUGCAGAGCUCAUCAGUUUAGGUGGGCAAUGCUAAAUGACUGGACAGACUGUAAUGAAACCUGUGGUAUAAAUGGCGUACAACAUCAAUUAUACACUUGUGAAAAGGAGACAAAUGGCAAGAUAGAGGAGGUAGACUUGUCCUUAUGUGACAAGGUUCUUCCCCCUCCAACAUACUCCCGAGCUUGUAACAGGGUCAGGUGCCAGGAAUAUAUCUGGACAGACACAGGAAAGUGGGGUGACUGCUCAAAUACUUGUGGUAGCAGUGGUGAAAGAACCAAGAUAUAUUACUGUGCAGACGAUUCGAAGAGAAAAGUAGAUGACACAAUGUGUGAAGGUGUUAAACCAAAGAAAACCACGGAGUGCAAUAGACAACCUUGUAUAACAGAAUCAUACAAACUAUCACCCACGAAAAACUGGGGACCUUGUUCAGCCACAUGUGGUGAAAACAGGUAUCAAACUAGGUUGAAGGAAUGCGUUCUGGUAAAUUCUAGAAAUGAAACUGUAAAAGUGACUAUGUCAAAAUGUUCCGAAUUUCAAGAAGAGGAUGAGAUUCGGCCAUGUAGUUAUGUACCGUGUUAUCAGGCCACUUACGAUUGGCUGUUAGUCAAAGACUGGUCUACCUGCUCACAUGAAUGUGGAGAAGAGGGUAUUCAACAUCAGUUGUACAGAUGUUUCGAUGUGACAUAUGAAUAUGCCAUGAAAAACGUAGAGGAUGACUUUUGUGAUGAGUCAGGUAGUGCCAAUGUCACUAGACCAUGUAAUAGAUUUGACUGUUUCAGUUUUAAAUGGCUGUCGCAAUCCUGGAGUGAAUGUAGCUCAACCUGUGGGACUCAAGGGAUUCGUACACAAACGUUUUCUUGUUCAAAAGUAUAUUUAAACAAAACAAUGGAAGAUGUAGAUUCUUCGUUUUGCAGUAAUAUGUCUUAUCCUGUUAUAACCGAAGACUGUAACAGAGUUCCCUGCGAAUCUAAGGUGUAUAGCUGGAUCAUGGUGCCACAGUGGACAGAGUGUUCAGUAUCUUGUGGAGGAGGUACCCAAUCCGCACUUUUCAAGUGCUUUGAAGUUUAUAAGAACAAUACAACGAUACCAGCGGCUGACGAACAUCUCUGUAGUCAUAUUCAUAAGGCUCAUUAUGAGAGACCUUGUUCAUUAGGCCCUUGUGAACAUUAUCAGUGGAGUGAGGCAUUCGAUUGGACUGCUUGCUCUACCUCCUGUGGUGAAGAUGGUGUUCAACGAAAAAUACAUGUGUGUGAAAAGGUAUCAGCAGAUGGCUCAGUCAUUCCAACUUCUUCAUCUUUCUGCAAAAAUUUACCAGAUAUAUCUGAAACGCGUUCUUGUAAUAGAAUACCCUGUGUUUCUUGGAGAUACAGAAUUACUCAAUCUCCGUACCUUUCCGAGUGUUCAGAGACAUGUGGGAGUAAAGGCAUUCAGUAUUACCAAUAUUCCUGCGAAAAAGAAUUUUUAAAUAACGGUACAGCUGUGGAAGAUGAUAUGGAGCAUUGUAGAAAUAUUUUAUUUCCUAACACUACAUAUCCCUGCAACAGAGUACCUUGCCCCCGAGAAUGGGUCACCGACAGCUGGGGUCGGUGUUCCGUUUCCUGUGGUGUGGGAGUGCAGACGAGAUACAUAUUCUGUGGGUCGAUCGAGGAAAAUCUUAACCCAUCCGAGUGUCCAGGCACCCGUCCAGUUACCACUAAAGUUUGCAGUCAGCCGGAGUGUCGCAAUGAACUUUGUGUGGACAAGAUCUCACUUUGCAGUCGAGGCGCCACACGCAAUACAUGUAGAUACAGAGGAUAUAAAUUUAUGUGCUGUGCUUCGUGUAGGAGAUUCCGAAAUUAAAACUGCGGUUGUCGGUCUCAGUAAGUCAAUGUCAACUCUCCGGGCAGUGUCCCAUACUGUACAGGAUUUUAUGAGAAGAUACUAGAUAGUGCACGUCACCAUAAAACACUUCAACUUCAAUAUCUUAAAGUAAUGAAGAGAACAACAGUUGUUUGUAUGGAUUUAUUAUUUUCAAAUCACGUGCAUUAACUUUUAUAACAAAUAUUAUUCACUUUAAUAGUGCUGAUAUGAAAUAGGUAUAAAAAUCCAAAUUGGAUACUUGUACAUAUACAUGCUACAAAUACUACAUAUAGAUAUAAUGAUAACGAAGUAAGUUUUAACAUUUUAACAAGUGUUCUUACAAGAUGGAGAAAAUAAUUUUAGAUUGGAUAUAUAACAUUUUUUUGAUAAUCAACAAACGUUUGUAUUUAUUGUCAUAAUAUUCCAUUUGCAAUAAGAAAAUUAAGAAAUUUGAGACAGAAAAGAUUUGUUAAAAAAACUUGAAAAUCUUAAAGCAUGCAGGAAAAAAUAAAUGAAGCUAAACAGAGAUUUCCUUGAUAAGAUUUCAUAAGGUAUUCUGAAGAAAGUGAAUGUAAAAUUCACAUUGCUUUACAAUGUCUAAUUUUAAUUGUUUUCCUUUGGUAAAAAUUGAAAUUGAAGCUAAAAAUGCUUUUUUUUUCGGACAACAGGACUAUAUACAUUUAAAUUUCAUUAUAUAAGAUCUAGCUCAGAAGUCUCGCUGAAACUCAUUAGACUCACCGAAAUCAUGUAUAUUUAAAAAAAUUGUUUUAGAUUUUGGACUAAUGUGGAUCAUACAUACGGUAAUGCGAGAGUGUAAAAGUGGGCAGUUUGUUUGUUUUGUCAUUGUGAUAAAAAAUAUUUGAUUUAUUGCAUGAUGAAAUAAAGGUGUAAAGGCUUA
This is a messenger RNA of Saccostrea echinata, 5433 nucleotides long. Its product is annotated as A disintegrin and metalloproteinase with thrombospondin motifs 3-like. The transcript has 23 exons. The record is from RefSeq and is a predicted model, not a curated record. NCBI's taxonomy places the organism in Eukaryota, Metazoa, Mollusca, Bivalvia, Ostreida, Ostreidae. Gene Ontology annotation, biological process: extracellular matrix organization; proteolysis. Gene Ontology annotation, molecular function: metalloendopeptidase activity. The coding region runs from base 174 to 4535 and encodes 1453 amino acids.